Messenger RNA from Paramecium pentaurelia, 338 nucleotides. NCBI's taxonomy places the organism in Eukaryota, Ciliophora, Oligohymenophorea, Peniculida, Parameciidae. The record is from the annotation of a GenBank genome assembly.
UUAUGAAGGACUUUUCCUUGAAUUCAGAAAUGAGCUAUAAAUUAAAAAUUUUCAGGGCAAUGCUGUGACCUUGGUAAUACAGUAUAAAAUCUUUUUAUAGGGAAGAUGAUUAGAUCAAUGGUUAGAUUAAGUUCAUGCAAUAGAUGAAUUGGUUAACUAUAAUAUAGAUUCUUUUAAAUAAAAAAUGAAUAAAGAAUUAGAAGAUAAUUAAAUGAAUGAAUAAGUGCCAAAAUUUACACAUUCCUUGAGCUGAGUAAACAAAAUAUAAAAGAGAAAUUAAUUUAUUGUUGGUGAAAUAAAUAACAAUGUUGUAAUUUAAUUAAAAAAUUAAAUUUAGA